This is a messenger RNA of Effrenium voratum, 5019 nucleotides long. The record is from the annotation of a GenBank genome assembly. Lineage: Eukaryota; Dinophyceae; Suessiales; Symbiodiniaceae.
AUGCCGAUCGUCAUUCCCAACCAGGGCGAGGACAGCCGGCCAGUUCCAAAGCAGGUGCAGUGUUUGGAGAAUGGGACAGAUCUCUUCAAGAUGUUCGAGGCUGAUAUGAACAAGUAUGACGCUUCGCAAGUGCGGAAAGCAUACCAUAAAAUGGCCACAUAUGUGCAUCCUGACAAGCUUGGUCGAGAACCGACGGAUGCUGACCGAGCCCGCUUCACCAAGCUGAAGCAGGCCUACACCGUCCUCAUGGACGAACAGCUGAGAGCAGUGUACAGACAGCACUGCUUCGGCAUCGCGGGCUCGGGCGGUUGCCCUCCGCAAGGCCACGAUGUCGCCUUGAGCAAAGCUCUGGAAAUGGCCCGUGAACUUAGAAAGAUGGGGGAGGAGCGAGCCCUCGUGCUGUACAAGAGCCUGCUGGAGAAGUUGCUGCCGGAGGUGUCUGGGGGCAAGCACAAGAUGGGCUGCGCAGGGGUGCUGGUGACUCCCGCGGUGCUUGACCCAACUAGCGGUCAGACCUGGGACUCCAUUUUGCAGGAGGGGGCGGGGGAGGCGAACCCUUGGCUGAAGACCACCAACCUGGUGGCCAAGCCGGAUCAGCUCAUCAAGCGCCGCGGCAAGGCGGGCCUCAUCGCGGUGAACAAGACCUUCGAUGAGGCGAAGCAGUGGGUGAUGGACCGCAUGUGCAAGGAGCAGAAAGUGGAGCACGUCACUGGACAGCUCACCCACUUCCUGAUCGAGCCUUUUGUGCCCCACAAGCAGGAGCAGGAGCACUACAUCUGCAUGCUGUCCCACCGCUACCACGACGAGAUCCUGUUCUACCACGAGGGCGGGGUGGACGUGGGCGACGUGGACGCCAAGGCGGAGAAGCUGGAGCUGCCCACCGGGGAGGCGAUGACGGAGGCGAAGGUCACGGAGAAGCUGCUGAGCAAGCUGCCGGCGGCCAAGAAGGCGAACAUGGCGUCCUUCAUCGUGAGCCUCUACAAGUUCUACACCGACCUCCACUUCGCGUAUUUGGAGAUCAAUCCCUUGGUGAUGCUGGACGACAACACGGUGAUCCCCCUGGAUAUGGCCGCCAAGAUCGACGAGACGGCCAACUUCCUGGUGGCGCAGAAAUGGGGCGAGCUGGACUGGCCUCCGCCCUUCGGGCGCGCCGCCUACCCGGAGGAGGCGUUGAUCCACGAGAUGGACGGCAGGACGGGCGCCUCGCUGAAGCUGACGAUCUUGAACGAGAAGGGCCGGGUGUGGACCAUGGUGGCCGGGGGGGGCGCCUCGGUGGUCUACGCGGACACGGUGGCGGACUACGGCAUGGGCCACGAGUUGGCCAACUACGGGGAGUACUCGGGGGCGCCCUCCACCGAGGAGACCUUCGUGUAUGCCAAGACCUUGCUGUCUCUGAUGAUGAAGUACAAGCACCCGGACGGCAAGUUCCUGAUCAUCGGCGGCGGCAUCGCCAACUUCACCGAUGUGGCGGCCACCUUCACUGGCCUCAUCAAGGCCUUGCAGGAGUACGCCGAUGACAUCAAGGAGCACAACAUCAAGAUCUUGAUCCGCCGCGCGGGGCCCAACUACCUGGAGGGCCUGAGGAAGGUGAAGACCGCCAGCGACAAGCUGGGCCUCGGCAUCAAGGUCUACGGCCCGGAGACCCACAUCACGGCCAUCAUCCCCAUGGCCCUGGGGCUCAUCGAGCCCUUGCCGGAGCCGGACCUGUCCGCGCCCUGCGGCCCUCCUGUCCGCAAGAUGAUCGACCUCAAGGGCAAGAAGCCAACCCCGAAGGGCCACCCUCCGGCACCUGCAGGCACCAAGCACACUCUGGUGACUGCCACGCCAGACACGACGUCCAUCGUGUACGGCAUGCAGAAUCGUGCAGUGCAAGGCAUGUUGGACUUUGACUUCAUGUGCAAGCGCAAGAAGCCCUCCGUGGAGGCGAUGAUCUUCCCCUUCUCCGGAAAUCACUACGUGAAGUUCUACUGGGGAACAGAGGAGAUCUUGAUGCCGGUGUACACCACCACCAAAGAGGCUGUGCAGAAGCACCCCACCACAUCGGUCUUCGUGAACUUUGCGUCCUUCCGAUCCGUCCACGAGACCACCAUGGAGGCGAUGAACCACUCAAACUUGAAGACCGUGGCCAUCAUUGCGGAGGGCGUGCCGGAGCAGCAGACCAGGGACAUCAUCAAGGUCGCUGAGCAGAAGGGCGUAGGCAUCAUCGGCCCUGCGACGGUGGGGGGCAUCAAGCCGGGCUGCUUGCGGAUCGGCAACACCGGCGGCAUGUUGGACAACAUUGUGAUGUCCCGGCUGUAUCGCCCGGGUUCGGUGGCCUACGUCUCCAAGUCCGGAGGAAUGUCCAACGAGCUCAACAACAUCGUGGCGCGCAACUCCGAUGGCGUCUACGAGGGAGUGGCGAUCGGCGGCGACCGAUAUCCUGGCAGCCGGUUCCUGGACCACUUCCUGCGGUACCAGGACGACGCCAAGGCCAAGAUGCUGCUGCUGUUGGGAGAGGUGGGCGGCACCGAUGAGUACGACCUCAUCGAGGCCAAGAAGAAUGGCCGCAUCACCAAGCCCGUGGUGGCCUGGUGUGUGGGCACCUGCGCCUCCUGCUUCACCACCGAGGUCCAGUUCGGACACGCGGGCGCCCAGGCGCGCGGCGACAUGGAGACUGCUGCUGCAAAGAACAAGGCCAUGAAGGAAGCGGGCUUUUAUGUGCCUGAGUCCUUCGACAAGCUGCCCGACAUGGUCAACCAGGUCUACACCAAACUCGUCGAAGAGGGCGAGAUCGUGGAGACCCCGGAGGGCGAAACCCCCCAGGUGCCUAUGGACUACACCUGGGCGAAGAAGCUGGGCAUGAUCAGGAAGCCUGCCAACUUUAUCUCCUCCAUCUCCGAUGAUCGUGGAGAGGAACUCACCUACUGCGGCAUGUCCAUCUCCGAUGUGUUCACGAAGGACAUUGGCAUCGGCGGCGUGCUGUCCCUGCUGUGGUUCCGGCGCCAGCUGCCCGAGUACUGCACCAAAUUCAUCGAGAUGAUCCUCAUGGUCACCGCUGACCAUGGCCCGGCUGUGAGCGGCGCGCACAACACCAUCGUCACGGCACGUGCAGGAAAGGACCUGGUGUCGUCCCUGUGCAGCGGUCUGCUGACCAUCGGCCCCCGCUUUGGUGGGGCGUUGGACGACGCGGCCAAGAUGUUUGCGGACGCUCAGAGCAGCGGCGUGGCGCCCAAGGACUGGAUCGACAAGAUGAAGAAGAGCAACCAGCUGAUCAUGGGCAUCGGGCACAGGAUCAAGUCCCUGGCGAACCCCGAUCAGCGGGUGGAGAUCAUCAAGGGCUUCGCCAAGAAGAACUUCAAGUCGACCCCCGUCCUCGACUACGCCUUGGCGGUAGAGCAAAUCACCACCAAGAAGAGGGCAAACCUCAUCCUGAACGUGGAUGGCUGCAUCGCUGUGUCCUUUGUGGACAUGAUCCGCUCCUGCGGCGCCUUUUCCAAGGAAGAGUGUGAUGACCUGAUGGCCUUCGGCUGCCUCAACGGUCUCUUCGUGCUAGGCCGAUCCAUUGGCUUCAUUGGCCACUACCUGGAUCAGCUGAGGCUGAAGCAGCCGCUGUACCGUCAUCCUUGGGACGACAUCACCUACAUUCAGGCGGCGGAGGUGGGCUGGUCUGAGGUUCAGAAGGACCAAGAUGGCAGGACGAUGCGGGGUGAUGGCCGGAAACUUGCUCACAAGUUCAACAUUUUCCAAGACAUUUCCUCAGAGGAGGAUGACGGUGAGCUGGACAAGGAGAGACGGGGCCUCACUGUUGAGCAAAUUUUGGAGCGAAGCCCCAAGUACGCGGACAAGUUCCUGGACAAGGUCAAGCCCCUGUUGGUCGAUCCCAAGGUCAGCAAAAGUGCAGCGGGAGGCGCUUUCACCAUGCUUGAGGAGCCGAAGCUCAUGGACAUGCUCAAUGAAAGUGCAAAGUCUGUGCAGCGAAAUGUUCGCAAAUGCCGAACGGCCUUGAAGCAGAUGAACUGGGCCAUGACCUCACUCCUGGCGCACAAGGACAGCCCCUGGCGCGGUCUGGAGGUGAAGGGCUCCCUGGCGGAGCACGGCUGCGUGAAGUUGCUGGAGUUGAUGAAGUCAGGCAUGGCUGUCGGCAAGUUCAGCGAGGUCCAUGAGGAGGAGUUUGCGAAGCUCAUGGACAAUCUGCACAGGCUCUACAUGGACAUUUUCGAGCGGCGUGGUCAGGAGCUCCUGAAGGCUGCAAUUUCAGCAGAGCUGACCGUGAUCUAUUUGCUUCCUGAAAGCGGCGGCCGUCUUCCUGAUGGAUCGCGGGUCCUGCUGCAGGAGCUAGUUGCGAGAGCAGACCUCAACGGCAAAGCUGGCAAGAUCGCCUCAUGGGAUUUUGCGCUGCAGCGCUACACCGUUGAGAUUGAGAAGGAAGAAAAGAAGAAGGAGACGGAAGCUCCGGCCAACCCCGAUAUGUUCGGUCUGGGGGACGUGGAAGAUGAAGAGGAGGACGACGGCGAGAAGAACCAGAUCGAGCUGGCGGUGCCAAAGAAGCUCAUGGUGCUGCCGAAGAAUGUGCUGGUGGAUCUAAACACUCCAAAGAAGGAUUUAGAUAGCCUUGUGAAGGACUGGAAUGUUUGGAGGAAAAGACCGCGGUCUGUGAGCGCGAGUCAGGAUGCCGAAGCGGUGGCAGCGGCGCUGGGCCCUCCCUUGGAGUCCAUGGCAAAUUUCCUGCAGGAUGCUGCGCAAGCAGUGGCCACGGGGAGCGCCACAGGCAAAGAUGGCGCAGAGCUGAUCGCCGACGACACGCGACAGGCGCUGGCAAAUGCGCGUAACCUUGCAGCCAAGCUGCUGGGAGAAGAGCCGCAGGAGCCACCAAAGCCUCCGCCGCUGAACGAGCCUGCUCCAGCGCUUGUCCCGUUCCAGGGCGAGACCGUGUCCCAGGCCUUGAAAGAAGCUGCCGAAGUGGCGCAAGCCAGCAUCGAGCUGAACAAGGAAUUCGUUGGCAGGGUUGCUGGGCUGAUUCGGCUGGGGUUUUUGGUGUAA